This is a messenger RNA of Myotis lucifugus (little brown bat), 735 nucleotides long. It is a transcript of the gene CUNH11orf71, whose product is annotated as chromosome unknown C11orf71 homolog. The transcript has a single exon. Lineage: Eukaryota; Metazoa; Chordata; Mammalia; Chiroptera; Vespertilionidae. Gene Ontology annotation, cellular component: nucleus. The coding region runs from base 170 to 529 and encodes 119 amino acids. The record is from RefSeq and is a predicted model, not a curated record.
GGAGUGCGCACGCUCGCGAGGGGAGCGCUCGUUGAAGGCCGCGGCUCCCGGGAUGGCUCGCGGAGCGGGCGGUCUCCGCGCCCGACACGGGCUGGACUGACCCGCGGAGCGCGGCGGCCUCCCUGGACGGACCGAGGGGCGUGAGGCGGACACCGCGGCCGCUUUGAAGAUGGCCCUGAACGACGUGUCCCUGAGCGCCGGCGACCGAGGGAACACGGUGGCCCAGCGCGCUCCCCGCGGCGGCCUCAGCCCGCCGGCGUCAGCGCUGGCGACGGUCUCUGGAGACAGCGCCCUCGUGGCCAGGCCCGAGGCGACCCACCCGGGACCUCCCCUUCGGCAGGCGACCCAGCCGGGUGCUCGGCCCGAGAGACGUCGGGCAACUGGCAGCGGCUGGGGCUCGCCGCGCUCCGUGAAGGGAAGGGACCCGGACGGGAGGCGCCGGUGUCAUGCGGCGAGGUUCUCCCCGUACCCGGCCCCCGGCGCGGAACUGGACCUGCUGCGGGGCGCGCGCGCGGCGUUGCGACUAUGACUCUGCAACUGCGAGUGACUGCGGCUGUGACUCUGCGACUGUGAUCCCCCGCCCGCCUUUCGGCUUAACACGCGUACCGCCCCGCCCCUCAAUUAGUAUGUGAACAGGCCUCUUAAAAUGCUUUCUCGGUGCAGCCGUAAUCUUAUUCCCAAGGGGAAUAUAAAAACAGCUGCGAGUCUUGUUACUGUAGCCUCGCACAAGGAAGA